Messenger RNA from Sordaria macrospora k-hell, 4368 nucleotides. RefSeq lists its product as uncharacterized. Gene Ontology annotation, cellular component: trans-Golgi network. The record is from RefSeq and is a predicted model, not a curated record. NCBI's taxonomy places the organism in Eukaryota, Fungi, Ascomycota, Sordariomycetes, Sordariales, Sordariaceae.
AUGACUCCGGAUCCUUUCCUGCCCGUCGCGCCGGCGAGGGUCAAGACACUGGUGUUGCCUAUAGGAAGGAUUAAGCGUGACCGCUUUGACACCUUUGUCAAGAGCCUGAACACCGAGAAUGUCGUCCAGCUACGCGACGUCACCGCCGAUGGCCGGCCGAACAGAAAUAUGUUCACUCCUCUGGCCUUCCCCGACGGCGCCAUGUUCUACGAUCUCAUGACCCACGUCCCACCCCCUUCGCACCUUGCGCUGGUGCCCUUUGAUUUGUACCGCGAACCGCUGGCCCUACUUGCCAUUGCCGAUGGCUCCGAGAUCAAUAAUGUUGUUCUCAGCAAGAGGCAAUCUGGCGGCAGGACAGUCGCCGAAACAAACAUACGCUCGCUCGACCAGGAGUUGGAAGACCUAAGAGACCGCUACCCCAGGAUACUCGUUCACCAGGUCCUGCUGUUCGACUAUGUGCCCUCCGAAGAAAACCCAAUACCAAUUCCUGAAGGCAUCGUCACGAUCCCGCCACCCGAAAAACACAAAAGAACUACCAUGAAGACGGUCAUGUGUGACAUAUCCUCGUUGAUUCUGGCCGAGAUGACCACUCUCGCCAAAUCAUAUGAGGGUAUGACCUUUAUCGACUCACCCGGUCACGCUUCCAGCGCCGAACAGAUGUAUGGGGGACAAGGACCUCUAGGAGACCCUUCGAGGAGGAAUUCCCAGUUCGCAUUGCCAACCAACCGAUCAGUCUCAGCAAGCGGGCUUAUAGAUAGGGGACAUCAGUCGCGCAUGUCCAUGCCUCCUGUCCCUUUCAAGGGAGGCGCUUUUGGAUCCAACCGUGCAGUUUCCGGCCAACCUGCGACACCACCAAAUGGAAGAAGUGGGUUAUCCAAUCCGCCUACGAAUUUUGACGACAUUGCGACAGGCGAAUCGGUCAGCCCUGAGAAGGCAUUGCCUCCGCGUCCCGAUUUUAUGGAUGUGUUCAGGACCCAGAGCCAGGACAGGGUAUCAGUCCAGGGAUUUGGAUCGGGCGGAUCGACCGACAAGAAGUUGCACAGGGGAAAGAGCAGGUUCCAGAUCGUCUUGGGCUCCCUGUAUCUCCAGGCUGGUCGGUGGAUUGACGCGCUCAGAGAGCUGACUGAGGGUGCAACUGGCGCCAAAUCGACUAAUGAUCACAUUUGGCACGGAAAGGCCCUAGAGCUCUCUCUUAUAGCACUGUUGCUGCUGGGUUGGGCGGGCAUCGAAUUCGACGUACAUCCUAUCCUGCUGCCAAAUGCAGACAAAGGGACAGCGCUCGCGAACCAGAUCCUGGAGGCCGAACAGAAGGACCCAAAUCAACCGCGCUGGCUACGGAGACUACAGGUGUACAUCCCAGAGUUGCUCGAGCGUAUCAUCAGCCUCUACUCGAGGAUAACAGCCGAAAACCUCCAACUACUACCCAUGUCUGAGACCAUCAUCCGUUUCUGCAAAAUGCUCACUGCUCUGCAUGUCGUGGAUGGGAAGCUUGAUGAAAGGUCUUUGGAGAUGAUGGUCCUUGGUACACCACCGCCAAAACAGCUGACCACGUCUCCUCGAUUUAAUAUUAUCCCAACAAGGACUCAUAUCCUGUCGACCUUAAUGAAGGCCUACCCGGGUUCUGCUUCCGAAUUGCUGACUACCGCUGACCGAAUAGUACUCCUCAGCGGCAUUGCAUCAGUCUUGGGAGUGCUAGGUUUCCAGAGGAAGAAGGCCAUGGUCGUCAGGGACUUGGUAUCGGUUCUGAUCGGUGGAUUGGUGGAAGCGCGCACCAGGGGAGCCGCAGAUGUUGGGAUUCAUCCCGCAGCUGGGCUUGUCGGUCUUAAUGGGCUCGGCGGGAACGGCCAUGCUGGUGCGCUGGAUCUUACAGAAAAUGACAUCGAGCAUGGUGUCGGUGCCUUUCUCGGUCUCCUACUCAGGACGUACGGAGUGGUAACCGUUGACCCGGGCUCGACAGCAUCUUUGGAAGAAUCAGCCACAAGAGAUGACUCUGACGAAGCGGUAGUUUCAAGAAUAUUGAAACAGUCCGAUUUACGAAAUUUCGGUAUGCAAGAUAUCAAGCUCAACAUUUUAAGGACGUGCGUCAGCUUCUCUGAAGCGCUUCCAGACUUUGCUGGAGUAUUGAAAUACUCAAGCGAUCUUCUACGGACGGCUGGAAGCGGUACCGCUCCGGGCCUGCGGCGCGAGGACGCUUACCCGGCAGUCCAUCGAGAAGACCAGAUACGCUUCGCUACCAACAUCUCGAAAACAUCCAAUCUUGCCAAACGCUUGGGUAUGGGUCAUUUGGCGGCCGAGUAUUGGGACGAGUUUCUUCUCAGAGGCGUUAAGCUCGAACCCUUAGCCACGACACGAACACCAGUUUCACAUGCUCGGAGCGUACUGCCUAAUGCCGUGGCCACAACGAGGACCUCGCAGGACGUCAAUCCAUUCAUCUAUAACCCCUUCUUGAAACAGCCAGCCGCAGCAGAUGUCGAAAAGGUUCUGGUUGCUGGAGAGGCGGCAACGUUCAGGCUUACCUUCCAAAACACAUUCGAGAUGGAUCUAGAGCUGGAGAGCAUCCGCCUAAAUACCGAAGGAACCGAGUUCGAAUCCGCAGUCGAAAGUCUUGUUGUAGGGCCUUAUCGUACCCAAGUCCUCAGGAUUUCAGGAAUGCCGAAAGCUGCGGGGACCUUGAGGAUCAAGGGUGCUAUCAUCAAAGUAAGGGGCUGCCGUGAAAGGAGGUUCCCCAUUUUCAUUGAGCAGUGGGCUCCUGAGAAAGAACCCAAGGUGAAAGGAAUCGGCCUCGCGGCGCUGGAUGUUGCUCUGGCGAAGCGCACACCUCCAACACACCGUCCAAAGCCAGCAAGCCUUGAGCUCAACGUCAUUGCCGAACAACCUGCUGUAGUCGUCAAGUCUUCAUCGCUUCCCCAGUCAUCGGUUAUGAUCCUUGAAGGGGAACGCCAGAAGUUUUCGGUCACACUACAGAACCUGUCAGAGACGACCCCGGUCGAUUUUCUGCUGUUUUCCUUCCAGGACUCGACUCAGGAGCCAUUGCAGGCCGCAAUGGCCAGCAGAGAUGCCACUCCCGCUGAGCUUUACGAAUAUGAGCUCAUCCUUGCCAAGAAGCAGGCUCUUCGCAUCUGCAAGGAGGGGAACCAGAAAAGAUACAUUCCACCUGGGGGAACAGCAACCUUUGACUUUGAGAUUCUUGGGAAACCUGGUCUUACCCACGGCCUCAUCCAGGUUGACUAUGCUUACCUAGGCGUGCCUCCCGACGAGCUAGAAGGAGAGAGGUUCUUCACUCGUCAGGUCUCGUUGGCACUUACUGUUACUGUCAAUGCCAGUAUCGAAAUAGUCCGCAUGGAUGUCUUCCCACUGCACGGCAGCAUCCCUGAACCUCUCUGGUUACGGGCAGGUAGUAACAGGGAGAGCACGUCUCAACUCACCGCCGAUACGCAUUGCCUGCUGAUGCUGGAUUUGCGCAAUUCUUGGCCGAGUAACAUGGUGGUCCAGCUCGAGUCAGAGGACGGAGCUAGGCUGGAGGAGCAUAUCCUUCCUGGAAACGUCAACAGAGUAAUCUUCCCCAUCAAGCGCGUUUACCUGGAGGACCCUUAUGCGUUCAUUCCUGUGUUGAACCCUUCCCGACAGAGGCAGUUCGUUGUCAGUUCAAAGCUUACGCCCGAGAUGGAACGAGCCAACCGUGAGGCGUUCUGGUACAGGGAGAGGGUUCUAGACUCGCUCAAGGGAACGUGGCGAACCGGGCCAGGAGGGGGCACCAUCGCUGGUGGUAGGAACGGAAGCAUUGAGCUAAGAGCCAUGAGGUUGACGAGCCGCAUGAUCGAGGCGGUAAAGGUGGAUGAGAUUGGAAUCGAAAUUUCCCUUCUGGAUGCAUCCGCUUCGCCAUCCAACACCCUUGAAGACCAAAAACACAUGUCACACGCAAUCGCCAAGGUCGAAUCCUUCUUACAGCUCCGCGUCGCUGUCACCAACCGCACAAACCAGCCCAUCUACCCACUCGUCCGCCUCAUGCCUUCCCUAUGUCACCGACCGCUCAACGUCGCGCUCGACUUCACCCGCAAGUUUGCCUGGAACGGCACCUUACAGAAAGCACUACCUCUUUUGGCGGGUGGAGAGAAAGCCGAGGUCGUUAUGGGCGUCACGGCGCUGUGUAGAGGCGAGUUUGAGAUCUCUGCGAGCGUGGAAGAGACGAUGGUGUGGAGGCCGAGUGAGGAGGAGGAAGAGGAGAGGCGCAAGAGGAGGAGCGAGGCGGAGAAGAUGCAGGAUGCAGCUAUGGGGAUGGAGAUUGCGGGCAGUAAAAGAGAGAGGAGGGUGUGGUGCUCUAGGAGACCUGCUAGGGUUGUUGUGGUUAGGAAUGAUGGGGAUGAGUGA